AUGAAGACUGUAUGUUUGGUCCUUGUUUUUGUCCUACUAGCAUUACAAUGCUUGGCAUCAGAUGAUUCACCAUUUCAACUAAUCAACAAAGCUACUGGAUUUUGUUUGGUCAAAACUGGUGUCACCUGUGAUGACAUACGAUGGACAACUGGUGGACGGCUGCUGGUUGAGGGGAAGAAUAGAUGCCUCGGAGUCCAGGGGAAAAGUGUGGGGAGUGAAGUACACCUCUACGAUUGUGAUGAAAACAGUGAGCUCCAAAAAUGGGAAUGCAAGAAUGAAACGGUGCUCGCUCUCCAAGGCCAGGAGCUUUAUGUUGAGCCCAAGGCAGACGGCCCAGCUGUACUCUCAAAAACGAUUGGACCCAACAGCCACCUCACAAUUUCAGGAACGUCGAGUGGAGCCUGUUCAAGAACUUACAGAGAAAUUUACACUAUUGAAGGAACUGCAGCUGGAAGGAUGUGCAUGUUUCCUUUUAUGUACGACAACCAGUGGUACUCAAGCUGCACACUGAUUGACUCCGAGGAGCGUCUUUGGUGUUCUGUCGAAACAAAGUAUGAACACGAGAACUGGGGCUACUGCCCAACAAACAUAAAGGAAAACUGGCACAAACACCCAAGUGGAGCAGUUUACCAGCUGAACACACAGUCAGCUCUGACAUGGCUGCAGGCUGAAACCAGCUGUAAGCAGCAGGGAGCCUCCCUGCUCAGUAUCACUGAUCCGCACCAGCAGGCCUAUGUCACAGCCCUGCUAGAUCUAAGUGGCAUCCAUCAAGGGUACAAGCUUUGGACUGGACUGACUCUGGACUCAGAACAUGGCUGGAAGUGGACCAAUGGGAACGCUUUCCGUUAUCUGAAUUGGGACUCAGGGUAUCCAAUUUCAUAUCCAGGACAUGUUUGUGGAAUUAUGGAUGGAUCUGUGAGGUUCUCCUGGCAAAAUUCAAAAUGUGACAAGAAACUGGGCUAUAUCUGCUACAGUAAAGGAGUUUUGCCUUCUCCUACUGAAAGUGUAGAUGCAGGAUUCUGCUCAGCGCCAUGGAUUCCAUACAACGGUCACUGCUUUCACCUUUAUCGCACAGAGAAAACAUGGACUGGUGCUCGGUCAGCUUGCCUUAAAGAAGGUGGAGAUCUCACAAGCAUCCGCAACGUGGAGGACCAAAGCUUUGUCAUCUCUCAGCUUGGCUACGCUUCCACAGACGAGCUUUGGAUUGGACUCAAUGACAAGAAGACAGAAGGCCUGUUUGACUGGAGUGACCAGUCCACAGUCAGCUUCAUCAGCUGGGAACUUGGAAAACCAGCUGUCACCGCAGGACAAGAAGACUGUGUUCUUAUCAGGGGAGAGAGUGGAAAUUGGGCCGACCGUGAAUGUCAGGAGAAACAUGGCUUCAUUUGUAUGAAAACAAGUUCUCCAGAACCCUCUGGGGACGAGGUGGAACAGAACCCGGGCUGCAGGAUUGGUUGGAAAAGACAUGGCUCCUACUGCUACUUUAUUGGGACGGAGACAAAGAUGUUUGAUGAAGCGAAAGACCACUGCAGGGGCUCAGAUUCCUACUUGGCAGAUAUUUCAUCAAGGAUGGAUAAUGCCUUCCUUGUCAGCUUGGUGGGUUUGAGACCAGAGAAACAUUUUUGGUUGGGGCUCUCAAACCAGAUGAACAAAGAUGUUUUUGAGUGGACCAACACAAAAUCUGUGAGAUUUACUCACUGGAAUUUUGAAAUGCCAGGGCACAGCCAGGGUUGUGUUGCUAUGGCAACUGGGAGUUUUGCAGGUCUCUGGGAUGUGUUGCCUUGUACCAACAGGGAGAAGUUCAUCUGCAAACAUCUGGCGGAGUGGGCUAUUCUAACUCCUGCCCCACCAACUGUUCCCUCCACCACAUGUGAAUUAGGCUGGACCAAAUUCAAAUCCAGAAACUUGUGUUAUAAGAUGUAUCAAGCUUAUUCAAAACAGAAGACUUGGUAUGAGGCCAGAGAUUUCUGCAGAGCGAUUGGAGGAGACUUGGUCAGCUUCCACAGCGCUGCUGAACUGAAAAUGGAGCCAUGGAGCUCUGGAAAAUAUUGGAUUGGACUUCAUGUGCCUGACCGAGGAGCCGGCUUUGUGUGGAGUGAUGGGUCACCAGUCAACUUUAAACACUGGCAUGAUGGAGAGCCAAACAAUAAAAACAAUGUAGAAGACUGUGUUGAAUUUUUUGCUCUUGACUGGCAUAAGGAUGGUUCAUGGAAUGAUAAUCAUUGUGAAAAACAAAAUAGCUGGAUUUGUCAGAUCUCUACAGGUGUCUCUCUAAAGCCAUCUCCACCCCCUGCCACUCCAGAUUAUAACAUCACUUCAGAUGGGUGGCUGGAAUGGAAAGGGAAUCAAUAUUUUAUGAAUAAGCAAAAAAUGGCCAUGGAAGAUGCUCGGCAAUUCUGCAAACAGAGGCAUGCUGACUUGGUGAUCAUCGACAGCGAAGCUGAAUGGAGCUUUUUAUGGAAACAGGUGAGCACUGAAAUUAAUGUAUACAGAAUUCACCGUGUUUGGAUUGGUAUGACUGUAGAUCUUGACAAAACAUUUCAAUGGGUGGAUGGUUCUCCAGUGUUAUUUCAAAUGUGGGAAGAAGGGCAGCCUGAUUUCAAAAAUUUUGACGAGAACUGUGUUUCCAUGAUGUCUCAUACUGGGCUAUGGCAUGAUAAUAACUGUGGAACUGAAUUUUCAUCUAUUUGUAAGCGCAGCCACUCACCACCUGUCAAUACCACUGUGGCACCCAUGCCAGUUAAAGGUGGUUGCAAAGACACCUGGAAAAAACUGAACUUUAAGUGUUACAAGAUCAUAAGCGAUCAAAAUUUUACCUGGCACGAAGCAAGGCAGCAGUGUAGAGACAUGGGUGGAAACCUGGCCUCAAUUUCUUCAAGACAUGUGCAAGUGUUUUUAAUGUCUCAAAUGGUUGAUGCACCGACAACAGACCUGUGGAUUGGUUUUCAUAAUUUAUAUACGCUUGGGUUUUACUGGACUGAUGGACAACCAAAAUCAUAUACAAACUUAAAGUUACCAUAUGGCGCAAAAUGCACUGUGAUAAAUACCGAUUCUUCACUUGGUAUUGGCAAAUGGAUACCGAAAUCCUGCAAUGACACCAAUGGAUUUAUUUGCCUGCAAAAUGUUGACUCUUCAAUCCAUGACUCUCCUGAACCAACUUCCACCAACUAUAUCAAAAUAUUGAAUGACAGCAUCAAACUUGUUCCUCAACAAAUGAGCUGGGAUGCAGCAAAGAAGCACUGUGAAGAUGAUGGUGCAAGCCUGGCUAGCAUACGAUCUCAGUGGACGCAGGAUUACAUCGAGCUGCUGGCUAUGAACCUCAAGAGACCUGUAUGGAUUGGACUCAACAAAGCACAGACCAAUGGCUAUUUCAAAUUUGUCAGUGGCUGGAUGUUAACAUUUACUAACUGGGGAAUAAAUGAACCGAGGACAUCUGGAACUUGUGGCUUUGUGGAUGUGGAUGGAAAAUGGAAAACCAGUGACUGUAAUCAGACCAUCAGCAGCGUUUGCAUGAAGUCUAAGGAUGUACCACCAACUUACGAAUCAGCUGAUUUUCCAGGAGUUUGUCCAGAAGACUCAGAUGAAAUUUACACACGGCACAGACUUUCCUGGAAACCUUUUAGAGGUUACUGCUACUUAUUUAUUUCUGAGACAAAAAUGUGGUCAGAAGCUUCAGUCAGUUGUGUAGAACAUGGUGGAACACUUGCCAGCAUCGAAAAUCCAUUCGAACAAAGUUUCAUACAAAGUAACAUCCAAUUAUUUCAAGACAUCUACUCGUCUUAUUGGAUUGGCCUGUUUAGAACUAAAUACGGAAAGUGGAUGUGGUUGGAUAAAGCAGUCAUGGAUUUCACAAACUGGCUUGUAGAUGAAACUGAUUCUUUUCAUUUGUCACUUGGUGGCCUCUUUGGAAUAAUUAGUACAUCAGAUGGGACAUGGGCUCAAAAUGGUGGAUUAUUUGAUAGACCUUACAUCUGCAAAACAGCCAAAGCGUCCCCAAAUGUUGGAUCAACUCCUGAUCGAGGUCGCACAGCUUUGGUGGUCGUGUUAGUCAUUGCUGGACUUGCAGCAGGGACGGUCAUUGCCAUCUUCUUUCUCAAGAAGUCUGGUCGUUGCUCACCCAUUUAUAACAGGUUAACUAACUUUGACAACCCACUUUUCUUUGGACACAACCAGUCACAGCCUGGUUUGGUGGAUCACAAUACACUGGUAGAAAAUGCAGAUGAAGAUAACACUCAACCUGUGAUAACUAUAUAA
Nematolebias whitei (Rio pearlfish) is the source of this 4254-nucleotide messenger RNA. Its product is annotated as macrophage mannose receptor 1-like. NCBI's taxonomy places the organism in Eukaryota, Metazoa, Chordata, Actinopteri, Cyprinodontiformes, Rivulidae. The transcript is spliced from 29 exons. Bases 1 to 4254 code for a protein of 1417 amino acids. Gene Ontology annotation, molecular function: signaling receptor activity. The record is from RefSeq and is a predicted model, not a curated record.